This is a messenger RNA of Mus caroli (Ryukyu mouse), 1252 nucleotides long. The record is from RefSeq and is a predicted model, not a curated record. NCBI's taxonomy places the organism in Eukaryota, Metazoa, Chordata, Mammalia, Rodentia, Muridae.
CUCAGGGGGCGGAGUCAUCAUUUGGCUUUAUAUAGCCUGCACUGGCUUUUCGUCGGUCUCUAUCAGCGGCGUGCGGCGGCGAGAUGUCUCACAGGAAAUUCUCAGCUCCCAGGCAUGGGUCCUUGGGCUUCCUGCCUCGAAAGCGCAGCAGCCGGCAUCGUGGGAAAGUGAAGAGCUUCCCAAAGGAUGACGCUUCCAAGCCUGUUCACCUCACAGCCUUUCUGGGUUACAAGGCUGGCAUGACCCACAUCGUCCGGGAAGUUGACAGGCCAGGAUCUAAGGUGAACAAGAAAGAAGUCGUGGAGGCUGUGACCAUUGUGGAAACCCCCCCAAUGGUGGUUGUGGGCAUUGUGGGAUAUGUUGAGACCCCACGAGGCCUCCGGACCUUCAAGACUGUAUUUGCUGAGCACAUCAGCGAUGAGUGUAAAAGGCGCUUCUAUAAGAACUGGCACAAGUCUAAGAAGAAGGCUUUCACCAAGUACUGUAAGAAAUGGCAGGAUGACACAGGCAAGAAGCAGCUGGAGAAGGAUUUCAACAGCAUGAAGAAGUACUGCCAGGUCAUCCGCAUCAUCGCCCACACUCAGAUGCGUCUGCUUCCUCUGCGCCAGAAGAAGGCGCACUUGAUGGAGAUCCAGGUGAAUGGAGGCACUGUGGCUGAGAAGCUCGACUGGGCCCGAGAGAGGCUCGAGCAGCAGGUUCCCGUGAACCAGGUGUUUGGCCAGGAUGAGAUGAUUGAUGUCAUUGGCGUGACAAAAGGCAAAGGGUACAAAGGGGUAACCAGUCGUUGGCAUACAAAGAAACUGCCCCGAAAGACCCAUCGAGGUCUGCGCAAAGUUGCCUGUAUUGGAGCCUGGCACCCUGCCCGUGUCGCCUUCUCUGUGGCUCGAGCUGGGCAGAAAGGCUACCACCACCGAACAGAGAUUAACAAGAAGAUUUACAAGAUUGGUCAAGGCUACCUCAUCAAGGAUGGCAAACUGAUCAAGAACAAUGCAUCUACAGACUAUGACUUGUCUGACAAGAGCAUCAACCCAUCCUUGCUGGUCCAGACCAAACGUCGGGCCCUGGAGAAGAUUGACCUGAAGUUCAUUGACACCACCUCCAAAUUUGGCCAUGGUCGCUUCCAGACCAUGGAGGAGAAGAAAGCAUUCAUGGGACCACUCAAGAAAGAUCGCAUUGCCAAGGAGGAAGGAGCUUGAUUCCAGGACCACUUUGUGCAGAUGGUGGGGUCUCACCAAUAAAAUAUUUCUACACA